Zingiber officinale is the source of this 663-nucleotide messenger RNA. RefSeq lists its product as uncharacterized. The coding region runs from base 1 to 501 and encodes 166 amino acids. The transcript has 5 exons. Lineage: Eukaryota; Viridiplantae; Streptophyta; Magnoliopsida; Zingiberales; Zingiberaceae. The record is from RefSeq and is a predicted model, not a curated record.
AUGGCCUUCCGAGUUAAACCGGUUACAAGUGGAGAGGGGUUUAGUGUUUGUUCAUCGUCGCGGAGAAACGGCGGAAGGAGGAGAAGCGAGCUCGGGAAGGGGCCGAGGUCAGUGUCUUCUCGGUCGACGGGGAAAUCGAGUGACUCAGUGUUGGCGGAAGUGGAGAGGAUUGCCAUAGGAAGGGACGUGCUAUUUGAUUUCCUCUACUUCUAUGGGAUAUGUGGCUUCAUCAAAGAUUGUUUGCUCCAGCAAUACUUUAGUAAGUAUAUGUUGGCAGGAGAUACAACACCACUGAUGGAUUGCAGCAGCUUCUUUGCCGGACACUGCUAUUUGUUGGUCACCGAGGAGCAGCCCUGUGCCAUUGUCUUAAUUGACAUAACCAGUACACAUAGUCGACGCAGUCCAUGCUGCAUCUACCCAGAGCUGCUUUCACCUGAAAGCUUUAAGCCCAUCAAAACCAGGUCUCCAAUGAAGUCUGACAGCAGCAAGGGUAGACCGUGACCAGAUGAAACUUUUAUAAUAAACUCAUCGCCUUCAGUUUUAUAUUUCCAUUGAAAGUCCAUCGGGUGUAGUUCAUUGAAAUUGACCAAUAUUUGAAGUCUUUGGUUGGAGAUAGAAAGGGAUGGAUUGGUGAGAUGAUUCUAUAGACAUCAUGUUCUCUUG